GUUCUGCAUCCCAAUCCCACCAGGAUUCUGGAGGCCUACAGGAGCAAAACUCCUCCAAUUUGCUCCUGUUUUUCUUCUUCUUUGUUUUUUUUCAAUUAAAAUUAAAAAUUUUUAAUUAGAGUAGUGAAUUAAAACAUGGCAAUUGGGGAGUGCAGAGAUGUUGAGAGUGGGGAAGGUAAUGAUCUUGGGGAUUUAGAUUUAAACCAGCCCUUGGUGAUUGAGAAAGACAAAAUCUUUGCUCAUGAAGAUGGUGAUCAAGGGAGUGACAAAAGUGGAUCAAUUGGGAUGGUUUUGGUCAGCACAUUUGUUGCUGUUUGUGGCUCUUUUGAAUUUGGAUCGUGUGUGGGAUAUUCAGCACCCACUCAAUCUGGUAUCAGGGAAGAUCUUAAUCUCUCUCUUGCUCAGUUCUCCAUGUUUGGAUCAAUUUUAACAAUUGGUGGAAUGCUGGGUGCUGUAACAAGUGGCCGGACCGCAGAUUUUCUCGGCCGAAAAGGGGCAAUGAGGAUGUCAGCUAGUUUCUGCAUCACAGGAUGGCUAGCAAUCUACUUCUCUAAGGGAGCUUUGUCACUUGAUGUGGGAAGGUUUUUUACUGGAUUUGGAAUUGGCGUUUUCUCUUAUGUGGUACCGAUAUUCAUAGCAGAAAUCGCGCCCAAAAAUCUCCGCGGAGGGCUUACAACGCUAAAUCAGCUCAUGAUUGUAACUGGAUUAUCAGUUUCGUUCGUGAUAGGAACAAUAAUAAGUUGGGAAACACUAGCUCUGACCGGAAUUAUUCCUUGCAUUUUCCUGCUUGUCGGUCUAUGUUUUGUUCCGGAGUCCCCUAGAUGGCUGGCAAAGAUUGGCCGUGAGAAGGAAUUUCAAGUUGCACUGCAGAGACUCCGUGGAAAGGAUGCAGAUAUAUCUGAUGAAAUGGAUGAAAUUCAAGAAUAUAUUGCUACCCAACAAAGUCUUCCAAAAGCCAAAAUGUUGGAUUUGUUUCAGAGAAAAUAUAUUCGAGCUGUGAUUAUUGGGGUUGGAUUAAUGGUAUUUCAACAAUUUGGAGGCAUUAACGGAAUAGGAUUCUAUGCAAGUCAAACCUUCGAAGAAGCUGGAAUUUCAAGCAAAAUCGGAACCAUAGCUUAUGCGUGCGUUCAGGUACCGAUCACCGUAGUGGGAGCAGCGUUAAUUGAUAAGUCAGGAAGAAGGCCUCUUAUAAUGGUUUCUGCAACCGGGACAUUCCUAGGCUGUUUCCUUGCAGGAACUUCUUUCUUUCUGAAGGGAAAUGGAUUGUUGCUCAAUUGGGUACCAAUAAUAGCUGUGUCCGGCGUGCUGAUUUACAUUGCGUCCUUCUCGCUUGGAAUGGGAGCAGUGCCUUGGGUGAUCAUGUCUGAGGUUUUCCCAAUCCAUGUGAAGGGAGCGGCCGGAAGCUUGGUGGUGCUCGUGAACUGGUUGGGAGCAUGGGCAGUUUCCUAUACUUACAACUUUCUUAUGAGCUGGAGUUCCUCAAGAACUUACUACAUUUACGCCGGAUUCUCUUUGUUGACCAUCAUAUUUGUGGCCAAGUUAGUCCCGGAGACCAAGGGCAAAACACUAGAAGAAAUCCAGGCUUGCAUCAAUUCAGAUAAAGGAGGACAAGAUGUUGUUAACCGAUAGCAUUUAGGAGUAGAGUUGUUAGAAAUUUGUAUCUUGUGUUUGGCUCAUAGUGUCUACUCCAUUUCGAUUUUGCAUUCUGCGUCGAAUUCUUUGGCUUUCAGCUCAAAAUGGAAGAGACCUUGUAACAAAAUGCGCUUUUGUGUUAUGCCUGUAUGAUGUCUACUCCAAGUCUUUCUUUUGUUAA
Pyrus x bretschneideri (Chinese white pear) is the source of this 1813-nucleotide messenger RNA. Its product is annotated as sugar transporter ERD6-like 16. Gene Ontology annotation, molecular function: sugar transmembrane transporter activity. The transcript is spliced from 18 exons. Bases 136 to 1629 code for a protein of 497 amino acids. The record is from RefSeq and is a predicted model, not a curated record. Lineage: Eukaryota; Viridiplantae; Streptophyta; Magnoliopsida; Rosales; Rosaceae. Gene Ontology annotation, biological process: transmembrane transport; carbohydrate transport. Gene Ontology annotation, cellular component: membrane.